This is a messenger RNA of Anoplophora glabripennis (Asian longhorned beetle), 1684 nucleotides long. It is a transcript of the gene Trp1, whose product is annotated as translocation protein SEC62. The record is from RefSeq and is a predicted model, not a curated record. Gene Ontology annotation, cellular component: endoplasmic reticulum membrane; endoplasmic reticulum. Gene Ontology annotation, biological process: post-translational protein targeting to membrane, translocation. The coding region runs from base 53 to 1165 and encodes 370 amino acids. The transcript has 7 exons. NCBI's taxonomy places the organism in Eukaryota, Metazoa, Arthropoda, Insecta, Coleoptera, Cerambycidae.
GUUACUGAUGUAGUGGCGCUGACGUCAGUAACGUCAUUCAGUUAUUGUCAAGAUGGCGGAGAAGAAGAAAGGCAAAAAGCGAAAAGAGGAGUAUGUCCCUCCCGGUGAAAAGGUCAUCGACAAACCUUCAAAGGAGGAGUUUACCCUCGCCAAAUGGAUGAGGAAGAACGUCCCCAUUAAGAAAACAAAAUUUUUGAAUCACAACGUUGAAUAUUUCACAGGCAAGAGGGCCGUCGAUGCCCUUAUGGAGUCGGAUUUUGUGAAAAGGGACGAACCGCUGUUCAAAACAAGGGAUGAGAUUGUCGAUUACUUGCACGUCAUGUUAGAACACAAGUUCUAUCACAGGGCCCGAAAAGUCCCCGUUUCCGAGUCCGAAUUAAAGAGCAAGAAGAAGGAGAAGAAAGCCGUCGAGCCGGUCGAGGAGGAGAAGAAAGAUAAGGACAAAGGGACAGACGCUGAAAGUAGCGUCGUUGAGGGGGCGAAAGACGCUCAGCCCGACAAGGAGAAGGAGAAGCGUAAGAAGAAAAUCCGUCUCGACAUGCACAACGACCAACGAUUCGUGGAUUCCCUGGACGCGUACGUCUGGAUAUACGACCCCAUCCCCUUCCAUUACUGGAUAAUCGGAACCCUGCUGGUGCUGGGCGCCAUCGGCGUGUGCCUGUUCCCCUUGUGGCCCCCGUCCAUAAGGUUAGGAGUGUACUAUUUGAGCGUAGCUGCCGCCGGUUUCCUGGUCUCUAUAAUUGUACUGGCGGUGAUCCGGCUGAUAGUCUUCUGUUUGAUAUGGACGGUGACCAUGGGCAAACACCACCUGUGGAUCUUGCCGAACUUGACGGAAGACGUGGGGUUCUUCGCUUCCUUCUGGCCGCUCUACACCUACCAGUAUAAGGGAAAGUCGUCGGGUGGCGACAAGAAAGGCAAGAAGAAGAAGAAAGAUAAGGAUUCGGACGCGGAGGAUGAGAACGACGAUAAACCGGGGGACGCUCCUCCUGAGAAGGUGGAGACAGUGCAACCAGACCCUGCGGGAUACGAAGGGAACCACGAGGACGCCGCCGACGAUCCCGCCGCGACGGAACAGCCGGGCGGUUCGGAGAGCGAGAGCGAAUCCAGCCAGAGGUCGAGUACGGGCAAAGACUUCGAAAUGGUGGACCAAACCGAGCUAGAAUAACACUAUCCAAAUAGGUUUAAUAGGUAGUUUAAUAUCUAAGCCGCACAUCCGGAUCGUGGUAUGAAACGUUCUUUCCAAAAUCUCCUUUUACUUUAUUCAUACCUUUUUAUUAAUUUUCGAGUGGCGUCUCGAGAGGUAGCAGUAAAUUUACUUGUUAUUUUUUUUUUGUUUAUUUAUUUUACACAUACAAUUAUUUUUGUAAAUACUUAAGGUUAUGCAUUUCUCCUAGUGCAUAGUUUAAACGAUAUCGAUGGAUCUUGCAGCAGUUUGGAAAUUCUUUUGAUUUUAUUAUUUUUUUAAUUUUUUUUUUUUUUCUUUGUCGGCGGGGCCCGCAAAGAUCUAUUACGCGCGAGACUUAUAGCAUAGAUUUUAUGUAUAUUUUUGUAAUUGGUGCUAAUGAGGGAUCUUAACUGAUUUGCUGAUUUUUAUUUGUUAGUUACGAUAGACUGUUGCAUUUACAAUUUGUAUUGUUUUAAUAUAUUAUAUAUCUAAUUCUAUGAAAUAAAGAUAUUGUACAUA